Molecule: messenger RNA, 641 nt
Organism: Salvelinus sp. IW2-2015
Lineage: Eukaryota; Metazoa; Chordata; Actinopteri; Salmoniformes; Salmonidae
Source: RefSeq, a predicted model, not a curated record
CAUCAGGGACUURGCCCAGAAGAGCUUCCGUCUCUCCAUGGACAUCAGGCUGCAGGCCCCUCUCAUCGUCAUCCCCCAGUCCUCCACCUCACACAAUGCACUGGAGGUGGAUCUGGGGCUCAUCACCGUGGGCAACAGCUUCUCUCUACUUGCUGUGGAGGGAUGUCCACUUCCUGCUGUCAUUGACCACAUGGACGUACAGCUCACACAGCUCAAACUGUCCAGGAUUUACAUGGAAAAAGACUCUCAGGCCAGUACUGAGCUGCUGCAACUGUCAACCUGCUGCUAACAGUGAAGAGGAACCUGGCUGCAGCAUGGUACCAGAAGAUGGCUGCCAUAGAGGUAGACGGAGACCUCAAGCCCAGAAGGUUGCCCUGAGUCAGGACGACCUAAAGGUCCUGUUGAGGAUCCUGAUGGAGAACAUUGGAGAAGCCAGCGGUCUGCAGCCAGACCAACACACCAGCCCCGACACGACAGCCCUCAAACACAAGACUACGCUGAUGCUCAAAACAGACUACCCCAAAGAUGGUGUUGAGAACAUGGUGGAACUUCCAGAACAACCGGUAGAAGAGGAACCCCUGGAAACCAUGAAGUUUAUCUUCAACAUAGAGUCCCUGGGACUGGUCCUGUACAGCAAUGAC